This is a messenger RNA of Blepharisma stoltei, 393 nucleotides long. The record is from the annotation of a GenBank genome assembly. Lineage: Eukaryota; Ciliophora; Heterotrichea; Heterotrichida; Blepharismidae.
AUGAAUUCAGCUUUUCGAAGACUUGGGUUCAUGGCAUCUCGCAAUAUAAGCUCUAAUCAAUUUAGAGUUUGCUCCAGCAUGAAACAAAUAAUUUACAGGUCUAUUCAUCAGCAGUAAGAAAAAAAUCAGCAAUCUUCAUAAAGCGGAUUUGAUUAAGGUUCAUUGCAAUCCUUUAUACAACUUAUCUUGGUCUCAGUAUUUAACACUGUCUAGUGAAGAAGAUCUAGAACUCGAGAAAAAACGGUAUAUUCCUUAUGAUUUUAAAAUAAAAAAAUUCUUGCCAAGCCACAGUCAUAAUUAAAAUUAAAUAAAAAAUUUCUGAUUAAUAGGAUUAUUUAUUAUUUCUUAAAAACGGUAUAAAUCUAUAUAGAAAUAGAAGACGAAGGAAUGUAA